CCGGACACCGCGACACUCCGCGCGGCGUCAGUCCCGCCCAGUCUCUGCUCUUCGUCCGUCCGGCAGCUUCGCGCCCUUCGUUCCAGGCGUUUGGCCGAGCAGGAAGCUGACGGAGUCUCGAGGCUGCCGAAGGGAUCGUCGCCAGGGAUGGCGGAGCGCGAGGAUGGAGCCGGUGUCCGGGCUGUUCUCCUGGACGCUGAGCAGAGUCCUGCGGCUCUUGGGCCUCUCUGAGCGGGGAACGGCCCGGCCUCCCCGGAUCAUGGAAGAAAAGGCGCUAGAGGUUUAUGAUUUGAUUCGUACUAUUCGAGACCCAGAGAAGCCCAAUACUUUAGAAGAACUGGAAGUGGUAACGGAAAGUUGCGUGGAGGUUCAGGAGAUCAAAGAAGAAGAUUAUCUGGUUAUUAUAAGGUUCACGCCAACAGUACCUCAUUGCUCUUUGGCGACUCUUAUUGGACUGUGCUUAAGAGUAAAACUUCAGCGUUGUUUACCAUUUAAACAUAAGGUAAGGAAAUUGUUUUUUGGUGUUUAAUAACAGUUCUAUUGAGUUUUAAUGUAUAUAUCAUACUGUAUCA
Molecule: messenger RNA, 572 nt
Organism: Suncus etruscus (white-toothed pygmy shrew)
Lineage: Eukaryota; Metazoa; Chordata; Mammalia; Eulipotyphla; Soricidae
Gene: CIAO2A
Product: cytosolic iron-sulfur assembly component 2A
Exons: 3
Coding region: 164-529 (121 amino acids)
Source: RefSeq, a predicted model, not a curated record